AUGGCUCCAUCCAAAGACGAUGGUGGAGAUUAUGGGCUUCCCGAUUUCCACACGAGAUUUAUACAGGACAAAGAGCUAGAACAGUUCGAGCACGCUCUCAGUGCCCCGGAAGCUUUACCUAUUUUUGCGAUUAAUGAUUGGCGCCCCAUACGUCGAAAAGUGCGGAAACCCGGGUCUCGUCGCAAGGCACCCAACAGAACAGUUGACGAAACGAGGGAGGGAUAUGUAUACACACUCCUCAAGUGGCCGUUGCUCUUAAUGGUCAUGGCUUGGAUUUUGAUUCUAGGUAUCCUAUACCUUCUGACUCGACUCUACAUCUACCUUUACGAACACUUUGUCACUUGGAGAGGGAGGAGACAAAUCUUGAGAAGGGAAAUGAGGGCGACAAAUAACUAUGAGGAAUGGAAACAGGCAGCAAAGAAGCUUGAUGCUUACUUGGGCAAUGACCGAUGGAAGGUGGUGAAUGAAUAUGCAUACUACGACCAUGCAAUUAUUAAUAGGAUCACCAAACAGCUGAAGUCCCUGAGAACUAAGGUGGAAAAAGUGGCAGCCAGCCGUGCUAAUGGUGUAGAUAUCAGUGACACACUCGAAGACCUCCGGGUUCUCCUGGAAGGGUGCGUCAAGAACAACUUUGGGGGUGUUGAGAACCCACGACUAUACAGCGAGACGUACUUUGGGACCAAAAACCUAGUUCAGGAAUUCAUCGACGAAGUACACACCUCUCUUCAACUCGUCGUUGAGAGCAAGCAAAUUCCCAAGGAUGUUAAACAAGUGUUUUUCAAACACCUGGAAACAAACUUUGGCCGCACAGCGUUAUGUCUUUCCGGGGGAGCUACAUUCUCGUACUACCAUUUCGGUGUCGUCAAGGCUCUCCUUGAUAAUGGCGUGCUCCCAAAUAUCAUUUCGGGGACUUCAGGGGGUGCUCUGAUAGCUGCGUUGGUAGCUACCAGAACGAAUGACGAGCUUAAGAAGCUCCUUGUACCAUCUCUAGCACACAAAAUCAAUGCUUGCGAGGACUCGUUUCAAACUUGGAUAGUACGAUGGUGGCGAACGGGAGCUCGAUUUGACACACUCGACUGGGCAGAAAAAUGCAGCUGGUUCUGCAGGGGCUCUACUACGUUCUUGGAGGCAUAUCAGCGAACUGGCCGGAUUCUAAAUGUUUCUUGCGUUCCAUCUGAUCCUCAUUCUCCUACGAUUCUUGCAAACUAUCUCACCUCUCCCCACUGUGUCAUUUGGAGUGCAGUCAUCGCUUCUGCAGCCGUCCCUGGUAUUUUAAACCCUGUUGUGUUGAUGAUGAAGAAACCAGAUGGAACCCUUGCCCCAUAUUCGUUUGGGCAUAAGUGGAAAGAUGGCAGUCUGCGGACUGAUAUACCACUCAAGUCAUUGGAUAUUCACUUCAACGCCACCUUCCCGAUCGUAUCUCAAGUCAAUCCACACAUAAGUUUAUUUUUCUUCAGUUCCCGAGGUAGUGUUGGCCGUCCUGUCACUCAUCGCAAAGGCCGUGGAUGGCGUGGAGGAUUUCUCGGAUCGGCUACAGAACAAUAUAUCAAAUUAGACCUGAACAAAUGGCUCAAGGUCCUCAGGCAUCUCGAACUUCUUCCCCGUCCUCUGGGUCAGGACUGGAGUGAAAUAUGGCUACAACGGUUUAGCGGCAUUGUUACCAUCUGGCCAAAAUCUACCCUCUCCGAUUUAUUCAACAUCCUCACUGAUCCCACCCCUGAACGAUUAGACCGCAUGAUACAAGAGGGUCAACACAGCACUUUCCCAAAGAUUUUGUUUAUUAAGAACAGGAUGAAAUUGGAGGAGGUCAUCUCCGGGGCUCUGGAACGGGGUUCACACGUUACAGCUCGUCAAAUUAACACGCCUUUCCCGCCAGAAAUUGAUCCAUCAGCCUAUGAUGGCCAUCUGGAUGAACACGCUGUCGACUAUGUGCCAGAUGCCUCUGCGGAGGAAAAUCCAGACCACUCUGCGGAUAAAAAUGAUACAGGACCUUCCGGGACAUAUGGGCGGAUUCCCUUUAAUCGUAGCAACAGCGUUAUGGAGGAGAUUAGAAGGCAGUCGGCUGUGUUCUUCGACGAUUUCGAUGAUACUUGCCCAAGCGAGGAUGAUAAACCAGCGUAUGAGCGAAAUAAAGGAACGGAGUUGGAAAAUUGA
This is a messenger RNA of Paracoccidioides brasiliensis Pb18, 2154 nucleotides long. RefSeq lists its product as uncharacterized. Gene Ontology annotation, molecular function: triacylglycerol lipase activity. Gene Ontology annotation, biological process: lipid metabolic process. The record is from RefSeq and is a predicted model, not a curated record. The transcript has 2 exons. Bases 1 to 2154 code for a protein of 717 amino acids.